Molecule: messenger RNA, 732 nt
Organism: Protopolystoma xenopodis
Lineage: Eukaryota; Metazoa; Platyhelminthes; Monogenea; Polystomatidea; Polystomatidae
Source: the annotation of a GenBank genome assembly
AUGAGUCAUUCAGAUUGCUUUACUCUAGGCUCCAGCUCUUCCUGUUGUAGUAGCGGCCAGUUCAAUAGCGCUCGUAGUACUGACGGUGGUGGCUCCAGCCGGCGUAGCUCUCUGGGACAUGCAAGUAGCUGCCAGAGCAUCGUCGUUGUUAGUAAUCUUCUUCCAGCUGCCACUGCCUCUCUUGCCACGACUGCUCCCUCCACUGUGUGUAAUGCUCCCACGACCAACCUUGCUCCUUUUCCGACUAGUACCACCUCUACCUCUUUUGCUAGUGAGUCAAUUGGUGUGACUCUUUCGCCGUCUCCAUCGCCGGCAACAUCAUCAGCUUCCUCCGCCUCCCCAUGUCCCUCGCCGUCUCCUCCAGCACCAGCACCAGCACCAUCACCAGCAACUGUACGUCAGCUGCCAACCCAGCCUAGCCAUGGGCCGCAUACUUUUGCCCAGGCCACUGGCCACAGUAGCCCUCCACGAUCAAUAUGUUUUCUCGCCAGCCCUGGCGGGCACUCAUCAUCACCUUUGGGUUGCAGUAGUGCCAGUGGAAAUAUAACCAGUGCGGCCGCCCAGCAGGGCCAAACAGCAUUCUCCGCCAGUACAGUUUCUGGUGGUGACAUAAUUACGCCUGUUUCCGUGGCCGCUUCGCGUCUAAUAUACGCAGCCUCAUCGGCUUCUGCUUCUGCCUCUCUUGGAGGUGCCUCGCCAAUUGACCUGGCUGAUUACGAGCCGAGUAUGUAA